UGAGCACUUGCAUCUGCUUUGCUCAGCUUGCCUUGCAGCUUCUUGUGAUGUAAUACACUGAAACCAAAAUGAAUCACUUCAGAACAUUUUCCACCUUUAAUGUGACCUAUAACCUAUAAAAUUCAAGUGACAAACUGAAACCGUUAUCGCUGUGUCUGUCAACCAGUAACAUUUAAACUCAUAUUAAAUAGUAGUCAGUAUACAUCUUCUUAGUUGCAUGCCACUGCAGCCAGUCCUGAAAGACCUUCCAAAGCAUGAAUGGGAUGUCACUGUUGAAAGGUAUCGAUCAGGAGAGGGGUACAGAAGAAGUUCCAAGACACUAGAUAUACCAUGGAACACAGUGAAGACAGUUAUCAACAUGUCAAGAAAAUAUUGCACAACAGUGUCAUUACCAAGAACCGGACCCUCCAGAACAGAUGAAAAGACAAGGAGAAAACUGGUCAGGUUGGCUGCCAAGAGGCCGACGGCAACAUUAAAGGAUCUGCUGGAAUUUCUGGCAAGUACUUGUUGCUUACUACACAAGACAACAAUCCUCGCAUGUCUGGGCUGUAGGGCGGUAUGGUGGCAAGGCAGAAGCCUUUUCUCAUUUAGAAUGAUGACCUCCAGUCUCCCAAAACCACGUGGGAAAAUUGUGCUAUUGUCUGUUGAGAACACAUUGCCAAAGACUGUGGGGCUGCACUUCUUCAGGGAAUUAUGAGUAGUUCCAACUACUGACACAAAACCCUGAGGCCUUUCAGCAUGACAUGUUCAGUGGAUUUUCUGUUGAAUAGAAGGACUCCAGAGGGUUACAGCUGGAUUCAUUUCUUGUUCUUUAUCCUUUUAACAUGUCUCCUUGUCUUUUAAGGGUAGUUUUGCAGGUUUUAAUAUUUGUUAUAUUUAUACAAAUGUCUGAUGUUGUCUGAUCUUUUUUAUUGUCCUGUGGUCCACACUAUAGGCUAAACAAAAGUUGAAGAUUUCUACCAACACCCCUUAACUAAAACCUUAAGAUGGAUGUCCUGAGAGGAUGGUUCACUCUGCCCCUUUUUCUGGAAACUAUGUAUACAUUUACAUUUGGUUCAUGGAGCAAAAUAUCAAUACAGAAAAGGAGACUUGUCAGCGUAGUAAGAAGCUGUGGAUGUUUGUUUCCAGUUGCCUGAGAGGUUUUAUUUCCUUCAUGGUUGAAUGACCAAAAUACCAGGACACAGCAAGACUAAGGGCCAUCUUGUUUAUAGACGAUCUUUGGUGUAGUGUACCCCUUAAACGUCACCUGAUACCCUAGCAACGAGCAAGUGUCACCAGGAGCGACUGCAGGUGCAGGACAGUUUCCAUGGCAACUCGGACACAUACGCUCGCUCAACCCAAGCCCAACCGACUCAGGCAUCCAGACCGUCGCUCUGUUUACUGGCUGGAUGAGCUACCAACUGAGAAGACUGGAUCCACCACCAAAAUCGAGUUAACCCCUCGCUGGUCGGAGCUCUGUAGAAGUAAAAAGCUCUACACUCAAGUCAUACUUUCUCCCAUAUGGGAGGUGAGUGAGUGGGCUCUCAGGGCCGUUCCGUCCGAGCGGCUGUGCAGCCUGGCACGACCUCGGUUCCCUGCAGCUGGCUGGCAGCCGGACCGCCCGCUGGUGGCCCCUUUGAGCAGGGCAACGCAGACGGCGGUCGCCUCUUCACGGAUUUGCCAGCUUGCUCAGCCAAAGAGAAGGCAGGUUCUGGAGGGCUCUGGCCACAAACUAAAAUCUGCACCCGUGACUCACUUGCCCUGCAAAGCAUCUGCACACAUAGAGCUACUUUCCACCCCCAAGCACGACCAUCCCAAGUUUGAGGGGGCACGAUCGGUGUGCUGGCCCGUCUCCAGGGCAGCGAGGAGCUACGUAGCCAGUCCAGAGACUUCUUGAGCUGUCCAGUCCUAAAGAGAGAGAGGCUCUUUUUAAGGGAUAUGACCCAUAUAUUGUCAGCCGGGCAGCACGCUCUGCCAGCCCAUCGCCCCGAAUACAACAGCUCUGUUUACCUCUG
Molecule: messenger RNA, 1994 nt
Organism: Lates calcarifer (barramundi perch)
Lineage: Eukaryota; Metazoa; Chordata; Actinopteri; Centropomidae
Gene: spmap2
Product: theg spermatid protein
Exons: 7
Coding region: 1307-1876 (189 amino acids)
Biological process (GO): spermatogenesis
Source: RefSeq, a predicted model, not a curated record